AUGGCCCCUAGUGCGAGAGGCUGGCAAAUGAUCGAGAUCGUUGCGGUCUUGGUCGCUCUGUGUGUUAUUUGUGUGGCGUUACGUAUCGCGGCUCGUGUACGCCGUAGAGUGGGAUUCGGUGUCGAUGACUACCUUAGUGUCUUGUCCAUGUUCCUUAUGCUCGCUAUGCUGGUCGAGUUGGUUUUAUGGUGUACAAUUGGAGGUAACGGUGCCCACGUCAAGACUCUAGAUAAUACAACGAUUCAAAAUUACUACAAGAUCUUCCUUGCCAACCAAUUCACCUACUUCGUCUUGUGCCCGUCCAUCAAAAUCUCGAUCAUCUGCUUCUACCGCCGAGUAUUUACAACGCCCAAAUUCCAAAGCUUUACAUUCGGUCUCAACUGCCUCAUCGCUGCUUGGGGAGCGGGCAUCUUCUUUGCUUGUGCCGGGCAAUGUCGCCCUCUACGCGCAUACUGGGAUCAAAGCGUUGAAGGCCAUUGCUUCAACGCCAAUUUGUUCUUCAUCGUCAACCAAGCCUUCAACGUUUUGAUCGACUUUGUUAUUCUCAUCCUCCCCAUCCCAAUGAUCUGGGGCCUGCACCGUGCAUGGCAGGAUAAACUCGCUCUGAACGGCGUCUUCGCAUUGGGUGCUUUCGUUUGCUUCGCCAGUAUUUACCGUAUUGUGGUCCUCUUCUGGAUCUCUCCUGUUGAUCCCACAUAUACCGUUUACCAAGCUACACUCUGGACACACAUUGAGCCCUCUGUUGGAUUGAUAUGUUCUUGCCUUCCCAUCGUUCGUGGGUUGUUCCCGGCGUUUAGUCUCAAGAAUCGGUCCAACCGCAGCAAUCCUCCAUACUAUAUUAAUACCGAUAUCAGCAACACGCACAUUCUCUCAAAGAAUAGCCCGCUUUCGCCCGAUCCAGAGUACAUGAAAAUGCAGUCAGAGAUCUACAGUGGAGGCAAAAGAAACUAUCUUGGUGAUGAACUGCCGUUGAAUAUCAAGGUCCAGACUGAUAUUGCUAUUACUCCCGAUAAUGAUUCUACAACCCAGUUGAAUCGUCAUCACUGA
Molecule: messenger RNA, 1047 nt
Organism: Penicillium angulare
Lineage: Eukaryota; Fungi; Ascomycota; Eurotiomycetes; Eurotiales; Aspergillaceae
Exons: 3
Coding region: 1-1047 (348 amino acids)
Source: RefSeq, a predicted model, not a curated record